CCCCCACAACUUCUCCCACUAUGGAGCAAGAGCUCCUAUCGCUCCUUGCCGACACGCAGUCGCCGGCCGCCGAUACGAGAAAGGCCGCCGAGCUUCAACUGCUGCGUCUCUACUCCAACGAGAACUUCCCUCUCUCUCUCGCCGCUAUUGCUUCGCACGAUUCCGUCCCCACCAACCUCCGUCAGUCCGCCCUCUCCGUCCUGCGUACCUUUAUUGCCGCCGCCUGGUCCCCGAACCUGGACGAGUUCAAGGGCCGCAUCCUCAUCAACGAUGUCAACAAGGAUCAGAUUCGAAGAGUCUUGCUGGACCUGGCAACCGUGACCGAGACCCCCGAGCGCAAGGUCAAGUCGUCUGCCAGUUUCGCCGUCAGCAAGAUUGCCAGCGCCGAUUUUCCUGAACAGUGGCCGGACCUCUUGCCGACCCUGCUUCAGAUCAUCAACGAUGGCAACAGCACCUCGGGGGCUCUGCACGGUGCCUUGAAGGUGCUCCUGGAUCUAGUCGACACCGGGUUCAACGAGGAGCAGUUCUUCAACGUCGCCAGGGACCUCGUCUCGUCGCUUUACAACGUGGCCACCAGCGAGUCGAGAAGACCGAUGCUGCGCGCCUUGGCCGUCGCCGUCUUCCGGUCGUGCUUCGAUACCCUGGAAAUGGUCCUGGAACAACACAAGGUGGCCGUCAAGCAGUUCAUGGACGAAGUGCUCGGUGGCUGGUCUCCUUUCUUUAUCUCGACGCUGAAGGCCCCCUUGCCCGAAGCUCCUGUAGAGGAAGAAGAAGCGAAGGAGACCCAGGUCGCUUCCCAAUGGAGGGGUGUGAUCGGCUUGAAGUUGCAGGUGGUGAAAGUGAGUUCUCGAUUGCUACUCUGGCUUAUUCCAUACAAUCCCCGGUGCUAACUAUCCCUCCCUCCCCUCAGACUCUGAUGAAGAUUCGAAUGGUUUUCCCCGGUCUCCUAUCCGCCCAAAGUCCUAUCUACUUUUCUACAAUCUGGACAGAGCUCACGAAUAUCCAGAAAGGAUACCAUGAGUUCUAUAUUCAGGACGAAAGACAGGGUCGUUUGGAGGACGUGGACGGGCUCCCAUACACUCUCGACUUCCUCGUUCUGGAAGAGUUGGACUUGAUUCAAACUCUCCUGAAAGCACCCCCGGUCAAGGCAGAGCUGCAGCAGCAAUUGCAGAACGCCGGACAGGCCGUCACCACUUCUAGUUGGCUGCCGGAGAUUCUCAGGUUGACCGGAUCAUAUGCCCAGAUCACGUCCGAGGAAGAAGGCCUGUGGGACAUUGAUGUCAACCUUUUCCUUUCGGAAGAGACUUCCGUCACCGCCAACUACACACCUCGUACCUGCAGUGGUGACUUGGUCAUCAAGCUCGGCGAGUGGCUCAAGGGUACUACGGUCGAGGGUCUGCUAGUAUACCUAACUGCCGUUUUUGCGGACUCUUCUUCUACGUGGAAAUCCCGUGAAUCGGCCCUGUACAUCCUCAACCAACUGCUCCGGGACUUCAGCGAGGUCGCUCAACAGAUCUCUGCGGACUUGGCAAAUGGAUUCAACGGCCUCAUCCACUACUCCAUGCAGCAAGAGCAGGAGUUUCUCAGAGCCCGCGGCUACCUUGUGGCGGGUGUCCUGACCCAGGUGGCCGGCGAGGCGUUCCAGCCGACCGCCGCGUCUUAUCUUGAGGCUACCCUGAAGGCGAUCUCCGAAGACCCAUCGGAAGUCGUGAAGGUUUCUUGCAUUCGCGCCCUGCAGGAUCUGCUGCCGGCUCUGUCUUCCAACAUCACUAUUCCCCUCCAGAACUCCAUCAUCUCCGCCAUUUCAGAGUUUGUCUCCUCGCACGAUCUCCGCGAACCGUCCGACAGCGACGACCUCAAGGUCACUCUCGCCGAAACGCUCCGCGACACGAUCAUGGUCAAUCCGAGCAUCGUUCUGUCGUCCAUCGCCAUUGAUGUUCUAUUCAACAUCGCCAGCAACGGCGCGACCAAUUUCCAGCUCACCAUGAUCGUCAUCGAGGCCUUCGAGGACCUGGUCGAUGCCAUUGCAGACCAGGGCCCCGAAUCAUUUGUUCUUCUCUGCGAGAAGGUCCUGCCUUCUUUGACUGGGGCCAUUGACGUUGGAAACCUGACUCAGGAGAACGCGCUGACAAACUUUGCCGCGGAUCUCUUGCGAGCUCUUGCGGAGAGAGCUCUCGAGCCCCUUCCGGCCGGAUUCGUGGAGACCGUCAUGCCCAAGAUGAACCGAUUGCUGCUGGACUCGACCGACGCGGAACUAAUUCGUCCCGCGACGGAAGCCGUUCGGCACAUGCUCUCGCACGACUUCAACCAAUUUGUCAACUGGCGGGACCCUCAGAGCGGCAAGGAAGCCACCGAGGUUGUCUUGGUGAUCAUUGAUCGCUUGUUGGGACCGUCCGUCGACGACAACGCUGCGACCGAGGUCGGACAGCUGGCGGCCGAACUGGUCGAGAAAGCGGGCUCCGAAAGACUUGGACCCUAUCUGCCCCAGCUCCUCCGGGCCGUGGCGCAGCGAUUGGCGACCGCCCAGCAAGCUCAAUUCAUCCAGAGUUUGAUCCUCGUUUUCGCCCGACUGACGCUCAUCAGUGCGCGCGAGGUGGUGGACUUCCUCGCGCAGGUCGACAUUGGCGGGCAGAGCGGACUGCCGAUCGUGAUGAGCAAAUGGCUGGAGAAUUCGGUCAACUUCGCCGGGUAUGACGAAAUCAAGCAAAACAUCAUCGCCCUGGCAACGCUGUACAACCUGGAAGAUCCUCGAUUGGCUCAGGUCCAGGUCAAGGGCGACCUCAUCAUCCAGGACACCGGUCGCAUCAAGACGCGGUCGCAGACGCGCAACAACCCGGAUCAGUACACGGCGGUGCCGGCACCGUUGAAGAUCGUCAAGGUGCUGGUCGAGGAGUUGGCGGCGGCGGCGGGCAGCAAAGAGAUCGACGCGGCGACAGCGGCGGCGCUGGAGGAAGAGGACAGCGACGAAGACGACGAGUGGGAGGACCUCCCCGCCAACACGCUGGAUCUGAGUCUGGGGGUGACGAAACAGGAGCUGAUGGCGUUUGGCGAAGGCGGCAGCGAAGGAGUGUUUGGCGUGCGCAAGCGUGACGACGAGACGCAGGCGUUUUUGCUGGACUUCUUCCGCAACGCAUCUGCCAAGACCGAAUUCCAGCAACUAUUUGCAGCCUUGACGCCGGCCGAGCAGGAGAAGCUGCAGAGUCUGGGCUAAUUGGAUUACGAGAGAGAGACAGAAAAAAAAAGAAUACCAAGACGGGUGAUAUGACGCAGGGAUAGAUUAAUUACGGUUGAUGCAUCAGAAUUCUUGGACGGAAUCUGACGGGGAACCGAACCAUUGGGGAAGAGAAUACGAAGAUCGCUGUCGAUGAACAUAUUAAGGUUAUUGAUGAUGUGUAUGUAUUUGGAUGGAUGCUUAGACCAGUGAUUUUGGCAGCCCGUAUCUAUGGGUCAGCGAUGUGUUUGUCUGGGCCUUCUACAGCAAGUGCGUAGUUCGUAUCUAGGACCUCGCUAGCCUAGGUAGUUUCCAACAUGACAUGUCCAGUCUACUCCGUAAAUGGCACUCCGUACAUGCCAACGCAUCGCUCAAAAAGCCCUUGAGCAAGGGUGCGACCGAAUGCCGUAUUCCAGGGUAAUUUCAGCGAAGAGGGGAGAGGGGAUCGAACCCCAUCGCUUACUCCGGUGUACUCAGAAGUAGGUUCUUCGCUCAUGCAACCGAAGGAGGGGGAAGAGGGAUUCGCAGUGCACUAGCCCAGAUAUUACCUGGACCGGGAACUGGAACUGGGAACUGGGAGACACAACCUAACCGGACUCUUAGGUAGCCUCUGUUAGACCGACUAAGUUAGGCUAGCACCGGGUGAACCAAGCGAGCCAAUAACACAAGGCUAUCGAGAUUAAUUGUUAGAAUCUGUAAGCGCCACUGGGGAGGCGGUGGGUUUCGCGUCCAUAGCGAAGGAUGAAUAAACGUACGAGUAUCCUGAGGGUUGGGUUGGGUUGGGUUGGUUUGCGUCCUC
Messenger RNA from Aspergillus melleus, 4010 nucleotides. RefSeq lists its product as uncharacterized. Gene Ontology annotation, biological process: protein import into nucleus. Gene Ontology annotation, cellular component: cytosol; nuclear envelope. Lineage: Eukaryota; Fungi; Ascomycota; Eurotiomycetes; Eurotiales; Aspergillaceae. The coding region runs from base 800 to 3211 and encodes 803 amino acids. The transcript is spliced from 2 exons. The record is from RefSeq and is a predicted model, not a curated record. Gene Ontology annotation, molecular function: small GTPase binding.